ACAGAGGUGACACACACACAGAGAGAGAGAGAGAGAUGCUGCACCUGUGCAUGAUUACCUGAGGAGAAGGAGAAUAAAAUAGAGAGGAGGUUUAGAGGUUGUAAGCAUGGCGGGACAGUUUGACAUCUGAUCUUCCUUAGUCAACAACAAGGUCAGUCCUCCCCCUCUCUACGGGUGCCAUGGCGGAUCAAAGCUGGUGGAAGCUGACCUUCUCCCGCAAGAAGAAGUCUGAAUCCAAGGUCCUGUACGAGAUCCCAGCAGAGUAUGGCAGCAACACGGGGAACAAAGAGCACCCGAGCGGUACCCCCCCCACAGACCACAUGGACAGCCAGUUCAAUGCCAGGCUGGAGAAGAUCGUGGACAAGUCUGCCACCAAGGGCCGCCACGUCAAGGUGUCCCACUCCGGACGCUUCAAGGAGAAGAAGAAGGUCCGAGCCACGCUGGCAGAGAACCCCAGCCUGUUCUCCGAGCACAGCCUCAGUGACGAGAACCACAAAAAGAAGACUGACAAAUGAAAAGCACACCUGAUUGCAAAUGUGUGAUACAUGAGUGUUGCACUGAUAAAUGCUGAAAUGAAGGAUAAAACGUACACAAGCACAACCAUGUGGUGCUACUGUACUGUACAUGUGCUAAACUGGAUCAACACAAGGCCCCACACCCAUAGAUACUGUAACCAAUGGACUCCCACCAAUACAAACAGCUGGUAUCAGCACACAGGAGACGUUUUUAUUACGCCUCAUAUUCUCCCUUUCUGUUAUUUAUCUACAGUCUGCCUCACCUCAUGCAAACAUCCCUUUGAAUUACUUUAUUGUACAUUUAUUUUUAUUAUUAUUAAGGAUUGCUGGAAUUAAAACCUCCUUUUUUACGUCUUACAAAAUCAAAAGAACAUUUUUAUUACGUUUUCAUGACCAAAGUAAAUAGGAGACUUGAUUUUGAUGUUGAUAUAUUGUGAUAAAUAAUCAUUUUAAAUGAAA
This is a messenger RNA of Gymnodraco acuticeps, 974 nucleotides long. RefSeq names its product proline rich 15 like b (gene prr15lb). Bases 180 to 515 code for a protein of 111 amino acids. The record is from RefSeq and is a predicted model, not a curated record. Lineage: Eukaryota; Metazoa; Chordata; Actinopteri; Perciformes; Bathydraconidae. The transcript has 2 exons.